AUGGGAAGACUUAAUAACUCAGAAUUUUUAACGAAGUUAUCGGAGGUAUUAAUAUCAAAUAAUGGUGAAUCCUCUGUUUAUUUAACGCAAAAACGGUUAACAUCAACAUUGCCAAUAGAUGAACCAACUUCAAAGAUUAACGACUUAUCUUCCAAUGUAAUCAAGACAGAAGCGUUUGAAAAAAAUACAACAACUUAUCCUGUUCUUAUCCGAAUUUCUAUGAAUUCGGGAAAUAUGAAAAGCUCUUCUCAAUCAAAGCAGAAAACAAAACUAUCAACAGUUGUUGAAACAAGUAAUUUGGAUCAAUUUUGGAGUGAGUAUGUUCAAGUGAUUAAAAAUGGAUUUGUUGGGUUGAAAAAGAAGGAUAAGAAAAAGAACAAGAAGUCGGGUAAAGUUUCUAAAUAG
Debaryomyces fabryi is the source of this 405-nucleotide messenger RNA. Its product is annotated as RNA-binding signal recognition particle subunit. Gene Ontology annotation, cellular component: signal recognition particle, endoplasmic reticulum targeting. The record is from RefSeq and is a predicted model, not a curated record. The transcript has a single exon. Gene Ontology annotation, biological process: SRP-dependent cotranslational protein targeting to membrane. Gene Ontology annotation, molecular function: 7S RNA binding; endoplasmic reticulum signal sequence receptor activity. NCBI's taxonomy places the organism in Eukaryota, Fungi, Ascomycota, Pichiomycetes, Serinales, Debaryomycetaceae. The coding region runs from base 1 to 405 and encodes 134 amino acids.